UCGAAUUCCUCCGGGAGACGAUUGUUUUGCGAGCAAUUAGUCAGUUGAGGUUGAAAAUGACUGUAGAAUAGAGAACUGAAAUAAACAGAUUUUUUCUUUGUUGUUCUAAGUAGGAACUGUUUCACUGAAUAUUGUUUGUAUUCUGGAAUCACUGAAAUGUUUGUAGCUGCAGUUCUUGUUACGAGGGAAGAGAACGUUGCUGAAUCACGGCCGCUAACAACAUCGAAUCAUCUGAUAAUAUUAGGCCGCAGACAGUUCCGGUGAUGCUUAACUUGAGUCGGAUAGUACAAGCCUUCUGCAACGAAUAGAUGGAGUUCCAGGAUAAUGAACUGGAAAAUGAUGGUGACAAGCCAACUAUUUUACAGAUCGCGCAUGGUGUUUCCUUGAACGACGAAGGACAAGAAAGGAAGUCUAUCGAGGGAGUUUUUAUUAUUGAUGGAAAAGUUGAUAAUGAUUCGAAUGAACGUGGUCUCCAUGAUCAUGCAAGUCCCCAGGGUACUUCAGGAGACGGAGUCAAAAAGAAAGGGGAAGGAGUUUCUCAAACAGACUGUGAUCUAGAGACAUUACCCGCAGAGCCUGGAAGCUUACAUUUUGAAAAAUCUCCAGAUUCAGAUAAUGAGCACUCCAGUCACCCUGUCAACAUUAACAUGUCAUUGGGUUUAUCAAAGCCUGGAGAUGGUUUUUCCUCAAACGACUCAUCCUGUCUUAAUAGUCCCUUACUUUUGAAUUUCAAUGGGAUCACAUUGGAUUCCAUUUCUGCAAGUAAUGUUAACAUCAAUGUAUUAGUAAGAGAAUUUGAAACUUUGAAGGGAAAUUAUCAAAAUUUGCAAAAUGAUUAUAAGACAUCUUUAGAAAGAGAAAAGGAACUGUGUGAUAGGCUUCAAGAGUAUGGAGGCCAGGGUGACGAGUCAUGCAAUUCGCUAAUGAGUAUAAACAAUGAACUCCGGACAGAGCUGGAUAAUGUUUUAGGAGAACUGCGUACCUUGAGAUCUGAAAACAAGAGGCUACAAGAAACGUUGUCAAGCAAAAGUGGGACAGAAAUUGAUAAGAUUGAUCAUGUUGAGAAACUUGAGGAUAUCGUAAAAUUAGAAAAAGUUGUUUCAGAACUGGAGGCCAAUUGUAGAGAACUAGAAGAAGAUAGGGAUAAUGCCAGAGAGAAGUUAGCUGCUCAUGAUAUAGCUGCAAAGAGAGCCAUCACUGCCCUUCAGAAAGAGAUGGCUGUCAGAGUGGACCAGGUCACAAGAUCUAAUGAAGAAACUGUGAAAGAAAAAGAUUCUUUGCUGCUUAAGAUUGUCAAAAUAGAGGAAAGCUCAAGCAGUCAGAUGAAAAAAAUUGAAUCAUUAGAGAAAAAACUUGCUGAAAGUAAAAAGGAAAUCGAAAGACUAAAGACAAUUACAAGACAGAAAGAUAAUGAUUAUGCUAAAUGUCAGGGUUCUGUUUCUGAGAAAGAUCAAGAACUGGCCAAGUUGAAGGAGGAACUUGUAAAGCUCAAGGAUGAAGAGUCAUCUCAAUCAGUUAAAGUCAAGUGGGCACAAAAUAAGCUAAAACAAGAGCUUGAAGCACAUAAGGAAACAAAAACAAAGCUUGGACAGGCGAAUGCAAAGAUCGAGGAGAUGAAAGAAGAAGGCGAGCAAAUUAGAGCAGCUUGUCAGGAAAUGAUAAAGAAAUACCAGGAUUCAGAAGAAAUGCGAUCAGUUCGACUUGACAAAGAACUAAAAGAAAAAGACAAUGUUUUGAAAGUGCAUGAGCAUGAAAUUGCAGUUCAAGAUGAGAUCCACCGAAAACGGGCACAAGAAAUGGAGGCAUUGAAAGCUGAGCAUAGAAAAGCACUAAGCGAAAUUUCACAGCUUAAAACGACUGUGUCAAUGUUGGAAGGAAAGUUGUCAAAUUACUCGAUAAAGAAUUCUGAAAUGGAGAAAAGAAUAACACUCUUAAGCAAAAAGGAAGAAGAAUCGGUUCUUACUGACAAACUACUUAAUGAUGCCAACCAAGACUUGAAAGGGUACAAAGAACAAGUUACAUACUAUGUAGAGUUGGAAGAAAGACUCCGGAAACAGUUGCUGGAUGUUGAAAACGAGGUUAAAGACUGCAAGCAGAGAGAGGCUGAGCUACUCUCGUUCACUGAAAAACUGACAGAAAAUAACGCCAGUUGGAAAUCAAAAGCAUUUGAUUUCCAGUCAAGGAUUGAAACAAUGGAAAUUGAAAUGGCAGAGCUGCAAGGUUCUCUGAAGGAUUCCCACUCAAAUCAAAAGGAUCAUAAUACAGCAUUACGAAAACAAAGGGAAGAGUUUGAGAAUGCCUUAGAAGAGUUGGUAAUGCAAGUUGAGCAAAAACGCAAGCUUGUGGAAGAAUUGACGUUGGGAUUAGAAGAAGCUCAAGACGAAGUGAAAGUUCAGAAGAGGAAAAAUACGUCAACAAUUAAGGAUUUGCAAAGGCAGCUUCAGCAAUCGAAAAAACGUAUCGAGCAACUAGAAGAAUGUCUAUCGAAUUCUCAAGAUGGCCUUCCCUUAAAAUCGAGAGCUUCCUCAAACAGUUCUUUGGAUCGGUUGUCGAAUGAUUCUGGCAACCAGCCACCAGCAAGUGUUCAAACAAAUGGUGGUAAUACUAGCACAGUUUCCAAUCCAGCAUUUCAGGGUUUCAAUACUUACAAUGGGGAGUACAGCAUCGUACAGCCGCGCCAUAAUCGUGUACAGUCAGGUGAAAUUGAAGUUGACAAGGCUGUUCUCGUUGAUCGAAUAUGUCGACUGCAAAAAGCACACGCGAAAAAGAACGAAAGAAUUGAGUUUCUCGAAGAACACAACAAAUCUUUGGUCGAGGACAUCAAAAAGAAAAAUAGAAUUGUACAGUUUUAUGUAACAAGGGAAGAGUCUGGCACGCUGGUUCCGAGCAGGUUCGAUAAAAACAAAGUUGAAAUGACCAGAAAAGGAGGCAUUAUGGCUUCUGUAUAUUCAUCACGGGUCUCAGACAAAGACAUGACACUUGAUUUGUCACUUGAAAUAAACAGAAAAUUCCAAUCAGUUCUUGAGGACACACUUCUAAAAAAUAUCACACUUAAGGAAAGCAUCAAUACCCUUGGCACAGAAAUUGCUAGGCUCCAAGACGAUCUCAAGAAAAACAGAAAGUAGAGACCGGUAUCAAAUUUAAGUAGAAUAAUCAAAUUGAAGUGGAUUGAUAAUCACGGUUAUUUAAUCAAAAAAUUCUCCUUAGCACUUCUCGAUUCGCAAUCAGCAGUAUUCUGUAUUUAAAUGAACUGGAGCUCAGCAAUAAGAAAAUCCCCAUUUGUUGGGGAGGCCAGCAAGAAAAAUGCCUCUAAUGAGUAAGGUAGCCCACCGUCCUUUAGUUCAAGAGCAUUUUCAAGGAACGAAGUCGUUAUUACGCAUUCUAUUUGUCUACAAGAAGGAGGGUUGCCACGUUAAUUUAAAGUUAUAUAUCGAAGUCUAUUCUGCGAAGAAUGUGUAUUGCAUAAUGGGUAAUCCAAAACUGUUGAUUGACAACUGCCAGGAAACUGGCGUACAACGUGUAAUGGGAGAGAUUUUAAGGGCAAGAUUCUUCCCUUGAAGGACCCUAAUUUUAAUUGGAAGUAUUCCAACUCCGUUAUUUGUAUCAAUCUAUUUAUUAUAUGUAAAAGCUCGUUCUCGUAAUACUUUCUAGUAAAAAGCCAUUUUGUUGGGACUUAGGGGCUGACUAGAUCAUGUUUAAUAUUUGUUAGAAGUUUUAAGAGGAUCAUGAAGGGGGAUCAUGAUCCCAGUUCUCAGGCGUUUUGUAGGCAAAAUCCCAUGCCAUUCGUUGUUAAGUGCUCCUUCGCAGUUUGGUCGCAAAAGUUCAAACAUUCAAUGCGUUGUUCAUCCCAAAUCCCAGAACCAUUUCCAAGCUUAAGGAUGAUCUCCUAAUCUCAGCUGCCUUCAUCCAAGUGUCCAAUGCCGAAACAAGCGGACCCCAUUUCCAAGUUUACCCUUCAGGACCCUCUUUCAAGAUUGAAGUAAGAAGAUAACUGCUGCGAAGUGAUAUAUUUACGGUCGGCUGAAUUUGAAAGUAUUUUAUUUCUUUUGGAAUGUCGUGUUUGGCCAUUUCUGUAGUAGCUUUUAUAGUUUAAAGUUACAGUUUACUCUGUUACGUAAUAUUCCAUUAUGGCUUACGGCUAAGCUAAGGAUAAUAAUUGUUGUUAAACACAACAUCGAGUGCUUCUAACAUUUUCACUUACUCUUGUUACGUCACGUUGUUCUGGGAACAGGUUUCUAUAGGCAACAUCCCUUGUAUACAGACAGUUGCCCGCAAAUGCUCGUUUGGUUUUGCAAGUUUAUUCGUUUGUUAUUAGGAUACCAGUUCGCAGUCUUGUGGCAUCGGCCAUUGGGCUAUUGUAGUGGAAACAAAACAAUAAAUUUUAGGCCACGUCAUUUUACUGCCAGGAAACGCCCUUUUACCAAAUUUUUACUCAUAGAAAACGUCCAUGACUGUGUUUUUACAUCACGAUUAAUUUGUUGCCAAAAUAUUGCCCCUACCCGAACAUUUCCUCGUCGAAUUUAGAUGAAAAGCAACGUCGAUCCUGCCCAGAAGGGAAGGGGGACAAUCCUUGUAUGUAGUUUGUUAUAAAUUUAUCAAUUUCAGUCCGUUUUUCUGCAUACUAGAAAUUCAGUGGCUGUUUAAUCUGCUACCGACAAGUGCAAUGCUCCUCUGUCACAAUUACUUAGAUUUUUUCAGCCCUUAUAGGACUCGCUGUCUCGAUAUUAGAUUAAAAUGUCUAUAGACGAAUAAAUAUGCCGUAGGGAUCUUCAAUGAUAUUGUAUUUAUGAAAUUUAAGUAGAUGCGUUGCAAUCGUUAUGCCUUAAUGAUAGAAUUUACAUGCAAUUUUCCUAUUUUGUAUAUCACAUAUGAUUUUUUGUCUAUGAUUUCAUCAGAUAGCAUCCAUGAAUAUUGGGGUUUGUUAACAA
Molecule: messenger RNA, 4928 nt
Organism: Rhopilema esculentum
Lineage: Eukaryota; Metazoa; Cnidaria; Scyphozoa; Rhizostomeae; Rhizostomatidae
Product: coiled-coil domain-containing protein 186
Biological process (GO): vesicle cytoskeletal trafficking
Cellular component (GO): trans-Golgi network
Molecular function (GO): small GTPase binding
Source: RefSeq, a predicted model, not a curated record